This is a messenger RNA of Corticium candelabrum, 1160 nucleotides long. Its product is annotated as transcription factor Jun-like. NCBI's taxonomy places the organism in Eukaryota, Metazoa, Porifera, Homoscleromorpha, Homosclerophorida, Plakinidae. Gene Ontology annotation, biological process: regulation of transcription by RNA polymerase II. Gene Ontology annotation, cellular component: nucleus. Gene Ontology annotation, molecular function: RNA polymerase II cis-regulatory region sequence-specific DNA binding; DNA-binding transcription factor activity, RNA polymerase II-specific. The record is from RefSeq and is a predicted model, not a curated record. The coding region runs from base 175 to 1035 and encodes 286 amino acids. The transcript is spliced from 4 exons.
AAUUGUAACCAGAACGGGAAGGUCGUUAGUGACGUAUGAUGACGCACGUAAUAUACGGUGUCACCUCUGCCAGUGAAUGUACAAAACUACACGGACAGAACCGUCAGACCAUGAAGAGCGACCUCUUACCGAUCACUCUACACUCGUGUAUCUGCGAUACCGACUUCACGUCUGAUGGACUACUCUGGGCCUCCAAACGGAAUGUACUUCAGCUGCUUGCACGACUACGCAAGAGCCGUUCAACAGUCGUCGUGUGCACUGCAGCAGCCGCUGAAUACCUAUACGUACGUCAGCCAGCAACCGCUGAUGUUCGAGAGUAACAAUGGAAACCGAUUGGCGACUAACCCCGUGACUACAGGCUACCCAUCCUAUCAGAGUCCUCUUGUCUCUAUGGGGACGUCUCAACCGGCGGCCAAUGAAGUGAACUGUGAUAUGCUGGCUCUUCAAGAUCGUUUAGGGUGGCAGGGAGCAAGCACUGACUACGGUCAGCAGCCAAACGAGCAAAGUUUACACAAUCUUUCUGUUGGACUGGAGCAUCAGGAGUUGAUUCGAAACGGUCUGAUGCCUCAUUUGGAAACGAUGCAGUUGAUGAGAGCAGAGUCGAAGAGAUUGAGGAUGAACCAGAUGACGCCACAGGAGGAUGCACGAAAACGUAUCAGACGAGAGAAAAACAAAGUUGCUGCAGCCAAGUGUAGAAAUAAGCGACGAGAAUUUUCUAGAAAUCUCAAGGAGGAUUAUGAAAUAACGGAGAAAAUGAAUGUGGAACUGAAAGAUGAAGUGAAGGAACUGACAGUGCAGAUUGAACAAUUACAAGAAGUCCUCCAAUCUCACGACUGUGUGUUGAAUGCUGAGCAAUUGGAAGCAAUAAGGUCCCAAGUGGAACUGAUUGCUCAAGAGAAAAUGGAAGAGGAAUUAGAAAGUUCCUGUCAACUUCAGAUCACUGAGAGACGAGGAGAGUCAGAUGAGGACACUAUUAUGAACAGUAGUAGUUCCUCAUCACCUUUGCUUACAUUUGUGUCAGAAGUGGUACAAUAACAUAAUGUUCAACUUGUUAGAAUUAAAUUCUGGGACACAUUCAUAUGUGGUUGAGUGCUGUAACUGGAAAACUUAUAUUUUUACCACAAUUAUUCAAUAUAGCAGAAUAUUUUGAUACACGGAAA